CUGUGUGCAAAGCAGCCAUUUAGCCUGGAAGAGCAGCACUCUGAGCUGCCUUCUCCGGAGCUGUUGUGUUCCUGCCCUGCUCUCCCCCAGGCACAUGCACAGCCUGUUAUUUGACUGAUUUAUGCAGUGAAGUGGCCAGACCAGGAGUUGUUUCAGCAGAGAAGAAUCUUAAACACAAGGUCCUUUUAAGGUCCUCAAGACGUGCACUCCAAACAGUAACCAGUUUUUUUUUGUUUUGUUUUUUUUUUUUUUAUGUGAGCAUUCUACUGGAGUUUUUGACCAGUGGAGAAGAGAUCCUUUUGCAGGAACUUGUUCCUAGUCACAAGUUUAAACCCAAAUGUGUUCAUUUGCCUGACUGUGCCUAUAUUGUCUCUUUUCUAGGUCUCUCUGUACAGUAGUGUGCAAGUGGACAUACACAUCAGAUAGAGGUUGGGAUGACAGUUUCUGGAAAAUGAUUGGUUUGGAAGAUUUGGAGAAGGAUAAGUAUGAAAAAAUAGGAAACCACGUCUUGUCUCCUGGAGAGGCUGUUGGGAAAGGUCUGACACCAGACGCUGCACAGGAUCUCGGUCUCCCCGAAGGGAUUGCAGUGGCAGCAUCUCUCAUUGAUGCACAUGCUGGAGGACUAGGAGUAAUUGGAGCAGAUGUGAAAGGACAUAACCUUCCAUGUGAGAACCAGCCGAUUACAUCCCGAGUCGCUAUGAUCUGUGGAACAUCUUCGUGCCACAUGGGGGUGAGUGAAACUCCCAUUUUUGUGCCUGGUGUUUGGGGACCGUAUUUCUCUGCGAUGGUACCUGGGUUGUGGUUGAGUGAGGGAGGCCAGAGUGCUACAGGAAAACUGAUUGAUCAUGUGGUGCGAGGCCACGUCGCCUUCCCAGAAUUAGAGGCAAAAGCUGCAGCCAGUGCUCACAAUAUAUAUACAUACUUGAACAGUCACCUGGAUCUGAUUAAGAAAUCUUUGCCUGUGGGUUUCCUCACUGUUGAUUUACAUGUUUGGCCAGAUUUCCAUGGUAACAGAUCUCCCUUAACAGAUCUGACACUAAAGGGCAUGGUUGUUGGACUAACAUUGUCUCGGGGUCUGGAUGAACUUGCCCUUAUCUACCUGGCCACGAUCCAAGCCAUUGCUCUGGGAACAAGACAUAUUUUGGAGGCGAUGCAGGCUGCAGGACAUGACAUCACCACGCUGUUCCUGUGUGGUGGGCUGAGCAAGAACCCUCUCUUUGUGCAGAUGCACGCUGACAUUACUGGCAAGCCUGUUGUGCUGUCCAAAGAAGUGGAGUCUGUUUUGGUGGGUGCUGCUAUUCUUGGAGCUUGUGCUUCUGGGGAUUUUGCAUCUAUCCAGGAGGCAAUGGCAAAAAUGGGGAAAAUUGGAAGAGUUGUGCAGCCCAACCACGAGCAUAAAAGAUUUUAUGACAAGAAAUACGAAGUAUUUUUGAAGCUUGUGGAACACCAGAGAGAGUAUCGUUCCAUCAUGAGCAGCUUGUGAUCCAGAGGCAUGGGAUCUG
Molecule: messenger RNA, 1502 nt
Organism: Cinclus cinclus
Lineage: Eukaryota; Metazoa; Chordata; Aves; Passeriformes; Cinclidae
Gene: FGGY
Product: FGGY carbohydrate kinase domain containing
Exons: 11
Coding region: 452-1483 (343 amino acids)
Biological process (GO): carbohydrate metabolic process
Molecular function (GO): kinase activity; phosphotransferase activity, alcohol group as acceptor
Source: RefSeq, a predicted model, not a curated record